GACACAAAAAAACACUUAGAAGUUCAAUACCAGGAUAACAUGGUUGAUCACAGUGAAACACAAGAAUUUUUGAAUAUAAGAGAUAAAGAUGAGGACAGAAAGACCACAAAGACAGUGGACAUGUCAGUGCAGGAGCCAUGUGAUUAUUUGGAACUAAAACAGAGAUCAGAUGUAUCUCAAACACAAUCUGGGCCAUCACAGGAUGAUACUGGCUCACAUUUAUUUGAGGUCCCAGAAAGAACUGCAGAUUUUGUUAGAGACAGAUUUGCCUGUAGGAGUCAUUCUGCUCUGAUCUCGUCUGAUGCCCUGCUUAUGGAGGAAACCCAAAUUUAUGUCUCAACUGAGAAUGCUCCGCCAACAGAGAUGGCUGAAAUGCAUCUAUUCUCCAAUAGGUCUAUGCAGAAGAGAAAAAUGGGGUCAACUCGGAAGAGAGCGAAGAGAAUGGUGAAUGAUGAGGAGGUUGAAGAAGAGAAAGAGGGAGAAGCUGAAAAUACAACAAAUGAUGAUGGGGCCACAAAGUCAGAGGAGAAUUUAACUAUUGAAGAAGCCAUUGCAGGAUCUCCUGAACCCCAGCAACUGUUUAUUUCAUCUGCUGAUAGAGAAGGCCAUGAGAUCCAGGAUAUUGUUAGUAAAUCAGAUGUGCAGACAGAUAUCUCAGAACAAAAUUAUCCAAAUUCUUCCAUAAAUCCAGACCUAUUGAUAGAAUCUGAAUGUUCUUCAAAUGUUGCAGCUGAGAUGAUUUCAGACUUUCAAUUGGGAUAUGCUGACACAUGCUUAGGUCCUAAACAAAUUGUCAUUGUCAAACAAAGUGUCAUUCCUAAAGAGUCUCAUAGAGAAGAUCAAUCAAGCUUGAAUCCAGUCAUUCAAAAACGAAAAAUGGGGUCAACGCGUAAGAUGCUCAGAGGGAACAAAGGGCAGGAAAAAGAAGAAUCCAAAAAGAUGGAUAGAGAUAGCAAAGAAAUGACACAGGAGCAGGAUACCGAACCACAUUUAGCAACCAGUGCAAGAAAAACUGAAUGUAAAUUUGAUGAAAAGGUAGAACAAAACUUCCCUGUUGACUUUUCUCAUCCAGUUUCUUCUUCAAAAAUGUUCCCUGAAUCAGAAAAUGGAGGGAAGGAAGUUUCUCCAAAUAUCCAUGACCUAUCGGAGGUGAGCGAGGAAAAGGGGAUGGAAAGUACUGGAAACGACAGUAAUAGUGAAAAUGAGGCAAUCAAUCUCUAUGACAGGACAAAGGACAAAUUUGUCUUGAAGGUUAUCAAAGAUGUUGAUCAAACCGUGUCUGUAGAUGUUUAUGUAGGAUCAGAGCCUGAACAAACUGAAAACACAGGCCAUGUUUUUCCCACACAAGAACUAAAAAGCACUCAGGAUGAUUUUGUUCAUGAAAUCAGUUCCACCCAAGAAAAGAGGCGAAAGAUGGGCUCAACCCGGAGAAAUCCUAGAGUAAUACAUGGGGAAAAUGCAGAUAAUGCAGAUGCACUUGGUGUGGCAGAGAAUAGAGAAACUAAGAAAGCAGAAGAUGAUUUGGAUGAUAUGCCUUUAGCAUCAAGCAUCAAUCAGUCCAAGGAAGUGUCUUCAGUCAGUACCACAGAUCUUGAAUCAGAAAUGUUAGGUAGUGCAACUGAUUUAAAAGAAGAAAAUGACCAUCAGAACAAUUCUGAACCUAGUGGACCAACAGUGCCUGAGACACCUGAAAACACCCUUAAGUUAGUAAAUGCUUAUGUUACCAAACAUUCACAGUCAGAGACUGUUACUACUGAGAAGAGAAGAAAGAUGGGCUCGACUCGGAAGAAUCUCAGAGAAGGAAGAAUACAAGGAAAAAGAGAUGGUUAUGAGGAAAUAGAAAAUACAAAUACAAAUCUGCAGAUGUCUCUGGACUCUGAAAUGAGCUUAGGAGACCAAACAUCUUAUGAUUACUCUAAUCAGUCAGAGGAUUCACUUCUCAGUGAGAUAGAGAGAGCAUUAAAUGAGACGUCUCAAAGUUCAAUGAGUAAUGAUCGGGAAUCAAUCAUCAAAGAGCCAAACAACAUAGCGAAUGCUCCUGAUCUCAAUAUGCCAGAAAACUCAGAAAUCAAAUCUCUCCAGCCGACACCAUUGGUUCCCAGUGAACCCAACUCACCAGGAGGACGAAGAAGAAAAAUGGGGUCAACUCGCAAGAAUUCCAGACAGCAGCUCAAAGCAGAAAGGGAGGAUGAAGACAAAGAGGAUGGGGAGAAAGAUAUUUCGAAUUUAAGAAUGAAUAAGCAAGAAAUCAAGGAUCUUGAAAGAGUUGAGGUGUCUAUAGUGUCUAAUAUCACUGAAAACAAACUAAAUAAAGAGUAUAUUGAUGUCUCUAGUGCACACACAAGUAGCAGUCAGCUAGAAGAGAGCGCUAACCCUGUUAGCCAAGAAAGGACGUCUCCAUCAACUAAAAGGAAGUUUGGGUCCAGACGUGCUAAUAAGAGCAAACAAGGCCUUAGUAGUCUGGCCACUUCUGAUUUUGGGAAUGAAUUAGAAGAUGGAGAUCAUAAACCGGACAACUCUGAAGUUGAGGACAAGCUGUGCAGUGAUGUCUCAGAGGUUUGUGAUCCAUGCCUCACCUUACAACCAGAGAAUCAACCGAUUACCCAUCCAGUCUCUGAGCAGAGGAACAUGGAAGCCAAAAACGAAGAGCCUGCUCCAAAAGCCACUGGUGCUGGUCCCGUUUCUUUGGGCCAAAUCAUAAAACCUGAUAGAAGCACUGGAGCUAAGCAGACUGUAAAUUUAAAGAACAGUAUUUCAGAUGCUGAAGAAGUUCAGUUUAACGUUGUCAUGGUGGGAAACUGCAGUGUGGGGAAGACUUCCUUCAUCAGACGCUUCCAUGAAGGACAGUUCACUGAGGAUUACCGCUCCACUAUUGGUGUUGACACCUGUAUACAGACUAUUGCUCUGCCUGACAGAACUGUUAAACUGCAGAUAUGGGACACAGCAGGUCAAGAGAGGUUUCACAGCAUCACCACUCAAGUGUUCCACAGAGCUGAUGGGCUUCUGCUCAUGUAUGCAAUCACAUGUUCAAACAGUUUUAUUUCUGUACGAGAUUGGAUCUCUCGAGCUCAGGAAAGGGCUCCUGAUGAUGUCAUCAUGAUGUUGCUUGGAAACAAGAAUGAUUCUGUAGAGCGUGCAGUCCAGAUUCAAGAAGGAGCAGAUCUGGCCAGAGAAUACAACAUAAAUUUCAUGGAGUGCAGUGCUGCAACUGGGGCGAAUGUGUCAGAAUCCAUGACAACUCUAGCAGAGUUGUUAAUGGAGCGCAAGUUACAGAAGGAGAGACACAUAACAUUGAGAAGAGAACCAUCACAGAAGAAAUCCGGUUGCUGUUGAAAACACACUCCCACACACACAACACGCAUGACCUUUCAAAAAUUUGGGUUGGUUAGAUACUUUUUGUAGAAAUUAAUACUGUUAUUCAGCAAUUAUUCAUUAAAUUGAUCAAAAGUGACAGUAAAGAAUAUAUAAAUUCAGGGAGAAAUAUAAAAUAAAAAUUAUAUAAAAAUAAAUGGUGAUAUUUUUUUAUUGAUCUAUUUAUUUAAUAAUUCAUAAAUUAUCAGCUUUCCUGUCAGAGGAAUAAAUAAAACCUAUAAAAAGUAAUAAUAUUUCACAAUAUUACUGUUUUUACUAAUCAAUUAAAUGCAGUAUUACUGAGUAUAGCAUACUUUACAUUAAAAAAAAAUUGUGGGUAAUGUGUAAAAAAUUUGUAACAAGAAAAGGCAAAAAAAAAGUAAGCUGCUUAUAUUUUGUUGCUUAGGGAGAAUGUCAUUUCUGUAUUUUAUAAAUAUGUACAAAGUACAAUAAUGAUUUCACACAUAAUAAUAAUAUAAUCAUACAUUUAUGUAAUGUCUGUUAAUUGCUUUAAUUCCUACUGCAAGUGCUGAGUGUAAGUAAAAAUGAAUACAAGCAAAUAAAAAAAGCUAUACUCUUA
This is a messenger RNA of Carassius carassius (crucian carp), 3931 nucleotides long. RefSeq lists its product as uncharacterized. The record is from RefSeq and is a predicted model, not a curated record. Bases 40 to 3333 code for a protein of 1097 amino acids. Gene Ontology annotation, cellular component: synaptic vesicle; endosome; plasma membrane. Gene Ontology annotation, molecular function: GTP binding; GTPase activity. Gene Ontology annotation, biological process: cellular response to insulin stimulus; regulation of exocytosis; protein localization to plasma membrane. Lineage: Eukaryota; Metazoa; Chordata; Actinopteri; Cypriniformes; Cyprinidae. The transcript has 9 exons.